AUGCACGCGCAGCCCUCCUCCCAGAAGGCAGCUCCCACGCCCACGUACGGCGUCCCCGGGUUCACCUCCGAUCCGUACGCGUUCGAUUCCAGCGCCUUCGGCAUCGCGGGCGACACCGCAGGCGACACCCUGCCGCCCGGAUCGCAGCCCCUCGCGGCGCCGGUGCCACACCAGCUUCACUCCCCCCCGCCGCGGGGCCCACACCAGCGCGGCUUCGGGGCCGCGAGCCCUGCGGCGCCGGCCUUCGGCACACCGAGCCCGCCGCAGCCCAGGGAGAACCCGGCACCGGCGCCCUGGGGCGCUGCGCCGACAAACGUGUGGGGCAUAUCAACUGCGGACAAUGACGAUGCUGCCUUCUUCGACACACUCGGCUCCGAGCCCGCAGCGCAGCAGCAGGAGCCUCCGGCCUUCCAGCGCAGCGCCGCCGCGCCGGACACCUCGCCGGUGCCGCAGGAGCCGCAGGCGGAGGCGCACGCACCGCUGCCCUCGCACCGCGCUCCUGCUGCGGCGCCCAGCGUGCUGAGCCCCGACCAGCUGGUCGUGGGCGUGGACACGUCGCAGCCGGACCGCCGGAGCUCCGGGGCCGGGCAGGCCGCGCGGGAGAGCGCGGCCACGCAGGAGAGCGCGGCCACGCACACACAGAUGGGUGCGCAAGGCGGCGUGUGGCGCCCCGCCCCGGAGGCAGCUGCGAGCGUCGUCAGCCCGGACCAGCUCGUCGUGGGCGUCGACGCGGCGCCAGUGCACGGUGCGCGGCCUUCGGCCCCGACGCACGGGCCGCCAGAGCAGCAAAGUGUGCCGGCGGCGGCGCCGAGUGUGCUGGAUCCGAGCGCGCUCGCGAUCGGGUUCGCCGACGCGUCCACGCACCAGCCUACGGACGCGUCCACGAGCGUGCUCGACGCGGGGGGCGCUGCAGCGGGCCCAGCAGCUGCGAAGCCCGAUGCGCAGAGUGCUGUGGUGCCGGGGGGGUUAUUUGGAGGCUUCGAGGCGGAGGAUCGGGGCGGCGAUGAUGCGGAGGGAAGCGGGAUCGGUGCGUUCGAGGAGGCCGCGGGCUCGGGCGGGAGUGCGGUGGGUGCGGCAGGCGGCAUGAGCUGGUGGGAGCAGCACGUGCCUGCGGACGCGAGCGCAGCGGAGGAGGACCGCUGGUGGGAGCAAACGAGCACGCCCGUCGCGCAGGCGCCACCGCAGCGGGCUGCGGAGGACCAAGGGCGUGCUGCGCCCCCCGAGGCUGAGGCGGUCCCUGCUGCGCCGCCGACGUCCGGAUGGUACGCCUCGCACUCCGCCACGGAGAGCCGCAGCCUGAGCUGGCGCGGCAGCCCGGCAGGAAAGCAGCGGGCGAGCUGCUCCGUCGACGUACCAACCACCUGGGCCGCAGCGCCGCAGCCCGGGGGCCCGCGCGAGCCGCUGGCGGACGCCGACCCUAGCAGCAACGCAGGCGACGAUGCGGCGCCGCGCACGGGACACUGGCCGCCGCCGGUGUGGCAGGAGGUCAUGAACGGCGCGAGUCCGCUGCCAGCUGAAUUGCCCACGUCGCCCCGCCAGCCCGCGGCGUCGACGCCAGCGGGCCCGGACGCUCCAACGAGCACGUACGAGGCGCGCAGGCCCGCUGCGUCGGCCGCGACCCCCCCCACCGUCGACCAACGCGCGCCAUCUCCGGGUGCCGUGCAUGGAGGCGCGGGCACCUCGGACGCCCUCGAAAGCAGCCAGGCCGUGUUCCUGGACGGCGGCACGCCGCAUCGCGACGCGGGCGGCGAGCUCCCGAUCCCAACGCCGGGCACGUCGGCGAGGGAACUCUACUCGCGGCACAGCGCCGCGGCACAGGCCGAGCUGGAGCCGCGCCCGAGCGCAGCGGGUCGGGACCGCCGCAGCACGGAGGCCCGCGAAGAGGACUCCCGCGCGGGGCGCGCGAGCCGCGGAAGCGCGGCCGGUGGCGGCGUUGUGGGGCUGAGCAAACGCACGCAGCAGUUUCUCGACAGGCUUGGAAGCCGUGGGGCGGCGGCGAAGCAGCGCCUUGCGGCGACGGCGCAGGACGUGACGCGGCGGGUAUCGGUCAACCAGGACGCGCGAGCGUCCGGGCGGGCGGCGGAGUCGCGCAACGGCGACGGUGGCGAGGCGGAGGCGGCACAGGCCGCUGCGGGGCGCGUUGAGGCGCUGGAGCGGGACCUGGAGCACCUGCGCGGCGAGCUCGAGUCCUGGCGCGGGUACGCGCAGAGCAUGGAGGCCGCGGAGGCGGCUGCGCGUGGGCACGUGGGUCAGUUGCAGAACGAGGUGGCGUCGUGGCGGAACGAAGCAGAACGCGCGGAGCAGCUCCGGAGGGAUCUGGAUGGCUUGCAUGUCGAAGCUGAGGCGGCGCGGCGCGCCCGCGACGGCGCGGCGGCGGAAGCGGCGGAGCUGCGCGCGCAAUUGGCGGCAGCGCUGGACGAGGUGAGCCAGGCGCGGGCGGAGGCGGCUGCGGCGGGCGAGGCGCGCGACGUCCUCGAGGGCCGCGUUGCGCAGCUCGAGGCGGACGUGCGCGGCGCGGAGGCUCUGCGAGAGGAGCUGCAAGCGGCGCAGGCGCAGGCGGCCGCGGCGGGGGCGCGGGAGUCGGACGGGGUGCGGUCGCGGCUGCAGAAGGCGGAGCGCGCGCUGGAGGCGGAGCGGCAGGAGCGGGAGCGGCUGGAGGGGCAGUAUAAGAAGCUGACGUCAGGGCAGCGGGGGGGUCCUGCGUACGCGCAGCUGGAGGCGCACGUGGGGCAGCUGGAGGGGGUGCUGAGCGAGCGGGACCGGGAAAUCGCCGGGCUUCGCGCCCAGAUCGCGAGCCUGGAGGAGGUGGUGAGCGACGCGCGCGGCCACGCGGCGCGCAUGGAGGCUGCGGCGCACCACGAGACGCGGCUCCAUGAGGAGGUGACGGCGCGUUGCAGCCUGUUGGAGGAGGAGCUGGACGCGCUGCGGCGCGGCGGGCCGCCGGGGGCGCUCGAGGACCUCGAGCGCGAGGUGCAGGGCGCGCGGAAGGCGCUCGCCGAGGCCAGGGCGGCCGCGGCAGUCGAGAAAUCUCGACUGGAAAGUGCGCUGGAAGGCAAGGACGCGGAACUGCGGGCGGCGCGCGAGGAGCACGCGCGCGAGCUCGAGGGCGCGCGCGGGGACGCCGAGCGGGCGCGCGCAGAGGCCGCGCAGCUCGAGGCGCGCUGCGCGGAGCUCGCGGCUGCGGCGGACACGGCGCGCGCGGCCAGCGAGUCUCUCAACGCCCGCGUCGCGACCGCGCUCGGCCCGGUCGUCGCGGCGGCCUCCGAGGGCUGCGACGACGACGGGUACGGCAUGAUGGACAUGCUCGAGGGGUCCUGGGCGGACGCGGCGGCCUCCGCCGAGCUGCGCGACGUCACCGACGCCAUCGCAGCCCUGCCCCGCUCGCUGAAGCGCGCUGUUCUCGCGGAGUCGCUUGCGGGGCAGGAGCUCGCGCGGGUCGCCGCGGAGCUGCACCGCGCCAAGGCCCGCGAGGCCGCGUCCGGCCUGGUGGACGAGGAAUUGCAGCGGUUGAGAGACGAGAAUGUUCAAUUGUCGUCGAAAGCCGCCAUGGCUGAUCCCGGGGCCGGCGCGGCGCUGCGGACGCGCGUCGGGGAGCUGGAGGAGGAGCUCGAGCGCGCGCGGGGCGAGCUGGAGCGCGUGCGGGCCGCGGAAGCGGACAAGGUGUGGCGCGGGGAGAGCGGCGGCGGGGUCGAGGAGAGCGCGGCGGUGCGGGAGGCGAGGGAGGAGGCGGAGUACGCGUGGUCGAUUCUCGAGCGCUGCAAGGCGGAGAACUACAGCCUGAUGGAGCGGCUGCGCAGGGCGCACGAGCGCGCGGAGGUGGCGCAGGGCGCGGCGUCAGCACCGCCAACGCCCCUGCAGGGCGUGCCGCUGAGCCCCGCGCCUGCGGGCAGCGAGGAGGCCGUGAACGGCGGGCACGAGGACGACCGGGCGGCGUACCAGGCGGAGGCGGAGCGUGCGCGGGAGGAGGAAGAGACCUCUGGGGGGGGUUGGAGCAUCUGGUCGUACAUCGCUGGAACGGCGUAG
Molecule: messenger RNA, 4023 nt
Organism: Pedinophyceae sp. YPF-701
Lineage: Eukaryota; Viridiplantae; Chlorophyta; Pedinophyceae
Source: the annotation of a GenBank genome assembly